This is a messenger RNA of Trematosphaeria pertusa, 769 nucleotides long. RefSeq lists its product as uncharacterized. The record is from RefSeq and is a predicted model, not a curated record. Bases 89 to 574 code for a protein of 161 amino acids. The transcript has a single exon. Lineage: Eukaryota; Fungi; Ascomycota; Dothideomycetes; Pleosporales; Trematosphaeriaceae.
ACCGACAAAAUCAACCCUUGGAAGAGUCAGCACGGACGACUGAGAGCAGUCUUGUCAAAGUGAAGGUACUCUUGAAGUUUUCACCCGCAUGCUGUGGCGCGAAUUCAACGUUUCGACGCUCGGAGCACUUUCCGUCAAGCACGACGCUCAAGGAGAAUUGGCGUUGGGGGAUAAGAACGCUAUUAUCAACUCUAUGACGCGUUACACUUCCCAGGUGGACGCGGUAUCUUUGACGUGUGCGGGUGGCUUCCGGUCUCCUGCAGCUUCCCGUGCCCUAUCCUGGCUUGGAGGGUCAUGGGCCGUAUGGCAGGUACCCAAGCCGGACAGUAAUACCGAAAACGGGCGUCAGAGACAUUUUGGUUUUUUCCUUGAUUUGGUAUCUGGAGCAAGACGACUCUGUGCGCCGCGUCAACACGAAAAUAUCCGCAUUCCUCCUUUUCCACCUCGCCGUCUUGAUUUGAGUGGGCCACCCUUGAUUGAAUAUCGAUCAAUGCUUUAUCAACUGACUCCUCUCCCCACCAUGUCCACGGUUGUAACAUAUGUCAAUCAACGAGCAGAAAGUCAAAGACGCUGAAGGCCUUCUUUACGAUAAUGUAGAUGGUACGAGAUCUCUCGCUAGCUGAUAAUUACAGUAGACACCUACAUCAUGCUAACGGAUAUUGCAGCGCUAAUGGCUAAUGCGACGUAAAACCCACCUCCAGGCCUCUUCACACUGGUCGCGGCCGAGAUCGCCCUACUUCCUGGUUGGAUCUGAUCCGUCGUUGGGCAC